UUCCGAAACCUCGCGCGUGACCUGAGACUUGCUUCAUCAGCAUGGCGCAUGGCGCCCUUCAUCAGGACCUCUUGAUCCUCUUCAUUCAAUUCCUGUCGUAGUUGUGAUUGUCACGACAAGGAAGAAGACGAAUACCUUACUAGCUAGCUAGUAGAGGAGAGAGUCAGAGCUUUUUGGCUUGGUGUACUGUCAUGUGAUCUCUUCACACAACAACCAACAAACAAACAAUAAUCAAAAAUCAACGAUGGGUCUCUUUGCAAGAAGAACCAGGUCAAAUCAUCAUAAUGACAAUGACAAUAAUAAGAUCCAUGCAUUGGCAUGUCGAUUACAAGAUGUUUUGGAUAUGCCAGUUUUGGUCCGCACCAUGUAUCCCGCUGGCAAUCGAUCAUUGGACCCAUCGACCAGUCCGUCGUGUCUGGUAACGAUUCAUCCGUACAGUGCCGGUGGACAACGCCGGUUGGUCCUCAAUCCGUACUCGCCACUCAUACUGGAACUAAUAACGACACAGGACGACAAUUGUUGGAGUUGUGUCUGUCGAUUGGCUCAAUGUAUGGUGACAUCGUGUACGUGGCCAACACCGCUCGAUGCCAUUGCCUGUGGUCGGAUUUCAUGGCCCAUGGCCAAGGGAUUGAUUUGUGGACCGCAUUGGAACUUGUUGGGACCCGUCACUCAUGAAGACUGCAACUUUUUUGAUGUCAACAACUCUAGUAGUAGUAGUGUAUGGCACCCACCGGGGAUUGCCAUUUGGCCGCGCAAGAUUCAUCAUGUGCUUGUACGGCAUGACAAACCAUCCGCUGACAAAGUCGUGACGAGAGUGGGAGAACGAUGGGAACGACGGGAUCAAGUACUCUACCAAGAAUGGAAGGCACUUUUACAAGUACAAAAGAACAAUAGCAACCACCACACUAGUAGUAAAAGCAAGAAACAGCAACAGUCCAACAAGCCAUGUCUAUUAUUGGGAGACAAUCCACUCCAAUUCAUCACGUAUGCACCUGCCUUGCCCAUUCUACUACUGGCACAAUCCAUUCAACAACCAUCCAAUAGCAAUGAUUCUAUCAAUACAGGACGCCUGCGAGAUUGCCAUCCAGCGGAAGCCUUGUCCAUUGCCACCAUGAUAUUGCUAUCGGUGGACAAACUAUUUUGUCUUUCUCUCUUUUUUGGAGUCCCACUCAUUGAUCGGACCAGGACGUGGAAGAGUAGUGUCAAGACACGGCUGGUCGUGCCACCACCACCCACACAAACAGAAAUUGACACGUACCAAGCAUCUCUUGGUCAGCAGCACAACCAGUCACCCCAGUCUGCAUUGCAGGAAACCUUACUGCGACGAGCACGGCAGUUGUGGUCUCUCCAACAACCACUGAUUGUCUGUUGGUCGGGAGGCAUUGAUUCCACGGCUGUCCUUGUGGCGCUCUUGCAGACACGCCCAAACAACAACAAUACUCGUUCGAUUUCCAUUCUGCACGAUGAUGAAUCCAUUCAAGAAAAUCCAUCCUUUUAUGCACAGCACAUUCAAGGAAAAUUGAGCUGUAUUUUACGGCACAACAAAACCUUGUCGGAACUAGCGCAACUAUACGCCGACUCCCAAGCAUCCAUUCUUGUCACGGGAGAAUUGGGAGAUCAAUUGUUUGGAUCCGAUCGGUGUCGGGCGGCCUUUGAUUCUGCACGCGUCGACGAUCAAUUGACACCCGACGAACGCGCGUGUUGUGGAGGUGAUCCUGUCGUCGUAUUGCCGCCGCUCCAAACACCGUGGGCACAAGCCCUGUGGCCCGUCUUGCAAGAACGAGGAUUGCUUGGAAGUACUACAGGGUGGGACGAAUGGAUCCGCCCCCAAUUGGAACAAUCGCCCAUUCCUAUCGUGACACUGUAUGAUUUCUUGUGGUGGCUCAAUUAUUCCGCCAAAUGGCAAACGGUUGCGUUACGGUGUCUUCAUGAUGGAGGGGAUUAUUAUUAUGACAAUCAAGUCAAUGUCAAUAUCAACACCAACAACAACAAUAUGACCGGCGCCAUUCAUCAUUUUUAUCAAGAUCGAGAUUUGGAAUGUUGGGCGUGCAUUCCAGAAAAUCAUGCCACCAAAUUCCCCAAUCUGCAAGAUUGGAAAACGUACAAGCAACCCUUGAAGGAAUUCAUUUACCAAUUUCAUGACGACAAUGAGUAUCGACAACACAAGUGUAAAAUGGGAUCUCUGACAUUUGAAUUGCCGCACAUGCAACAAAAUCGUGUCGAACGCAUUCUCGGAUUGGUGCCCUUGGCGAAUGGCUCCGUCGUGCGAUUGAGCAGUGGGGAAACGUCGCUUUUACACUUGUCACAAGAGGAGUUGCAGCGGUGGAAGAAGAAAACGAACAACAAAGAUGAUGGGGCAUCUAGUAUCGAAUCGGUCGAUGAAUUGUUGGAGGAUUGGAUUUUGAAUUGUACCACCUCCCAACCACCCAUGAACAUUCCCACGGAACACGUCGAUCCGUGGGGCUCAUCUGCGGCCGCUGCCGCCUUUGAGGCGGCUCCUCAAUUUGCCGACACUGACGAACGGCAACGACGGAUCGCCAAUCCCGUCACCCAAACCACGUUGGUCGCCAAGUGUUCGGCGCUCUUACCACCCACGCUGGUCCAAGGAAAGCGUGUACUCGAUUUGGGAGCCUGUUUGGGCGCCAUGUGUCAUUGGUGUUUGUUCCAUGGCGCCCGACAAGUGGUGGGUGUCGAGCCGCAGGCCAAUUUUUGUGAACGCAUGCAACAACUCUUGACGGAUGCGGCUCCCACGUGGCCUGCUACUGGCAGUAAUGGCAGCGAGGAGGAGCGGUUUCGCGUCGUCUGUGCCAAAGCCAAAGAGUUUUUACAGUCUUGCCCAGACGAAUCGUUUGACGUGAUUGUUGUGGCGGGAGUGCUGCAUUGCUUUCAAGACCCCAUUGCGGUCUUGACCGAAAUGGCACGGGUGGCUCCCUGUAUUGUAAUUGAAUCGGUCCAUACCACAUACCACACGUUGGGCUUUCAGCGGAGCAUUGAAUCUCCCAUUUCGACCUGCACGGGGUUGCUCGAAUUGGCUCCGUCGGCGGCUGUCAACAAGGCGGGGGGUGACGUCUCCUUUACCGGAUUGGCCGUGGUACCGUCGGAAUCGUUGGUGCGCAACAUGCUUUCGGCCAUUGGCUACAAUGCUAUUACAAGGGUCACAAUGCAGGGACAUCCCACCAAGCCGGACGAUGUGCUCACGUACACGGGCAAUCGACGGUAUCAGGCAUCUCCCUUGCGCUACUUUCUUCGUUGUGUUCGACCGGCCAAGACCAUUGUCCGCAUGCGCUCUCUAGAAGAAUGUGUUACCACCGGGGUUGGGAAUGAACGAAAGUGGGGGUCGGCAAGGGUUGGAGGGCGUCAUUGGACCAAGUACGAUCACGUGGAAUUCGUCAAAGACGAAGCAGCACACGACAAAAGCGACUCCGUUGUCGAGAAUGGUGAUCAGCCCUUGUCUUCUUCUUUGUCAGCUGCGGACCCUGGUUUAACGGAGAAAACGCCCGGUUCUUGGGCCUUUGAUGAGUCCGUGGCAAGACGAUUCCGGAAUGAGGCCAAAAGCCACAUUCCAGACUACGUCAAUGUCGUGCAAACGUGUUUGGAGUGCAUUGCCAAGCACUUUGGAAGGAAAUCGUUGAAGCACCUUCAUGCCGUGGAUGUUGGGUGCGCGAUUGGGUACACAAUGAUUGAACUUCUGAAAUUCGGCGUCGGCAACGUGUAUGGCUACGAUACUUCGGCCAGCAUGUUGAAGGUGGCAGAGCAAAAUCUAGACGAGGCAACACAACAGAGCAACGGAACGUGGGCAAAGGACAGCUAUCAUUUGUUCCUUGCAGAGGUCAGUACAAAGGUGCCGCCAAAGCCUCCCUCUCGAUUCGACAAGGGCGACUUGGAUGUUGUCGUCAUCAAUUGGACUCUUCACUUCAUUGUCGAGGAGCAAAAUCGCAGAAACUACCUCUGCCAGAUUUACGAGACUCUGAAACCAGGUGGCAUUUUGCUGUUGACAGAAAAGACGCAACAAGAUGACGUGACCAGAGAGCUGUACUAUGACUGGAAAGAAGCUCCACCACAGAAUGUGCCACGAGACGUUAUUGAUGCCAAACGGAGCAAGCUGAAAGGCGUCCUGGAAACUCUGUCGGUGCGCUGGUACCUAGGGACUUUGGAGGCAUGUGGAUUCGAGAACGUCACAGUCCUUCGAGCAAAGUUCGCCUUUGUCACAUUCCUUUGCUACAAACCGCACAGCAUGAUGUCGGAUAAGGUGAUUGACAGCAAGCCCUUCGUAAAGUGGUCAAAUUUGGAAAAGAACGCUGCUGACGUGCACUAUGAUGGCAGCUCUGACCCAGAACCAUUUGUCUUAUCAGCGUGGAGUAAUGAGACCGCGCAGGCGUCAGUGGAGGAGACGGACAGCACUCGAUCAACGUUUGGUUAUGUCUACUCUGGAGAGGCCACCUUGACACGGUCUUUGAAGAGCGGGCGUACAAUCGGCACGCCACUGGUCAGUGGAAUGUAUUUUGCUUGCCACGGCAAAUUCCAACUGACAGGGGGAUCUGGCUUCAUCGCCUCGUCGCCCGCAUCACGUGUCGCUCCACUGUUUACUGUUGGCGGCCCAUUGGAGGAUGAAGGAGAUGGAAGUUUGCUGGGGAUGCUACCAUACAUUGAUGGCUGCACGGACAGUCUUUUGAUCGGGCCAGUUGUCAUGGGAUCCCCUUGCUUGAAUCACUUGCACUUCCCCAACAACAUCAAACAGACACAGCAUACCCAUCCAUCAGCACGAGCUGGCAUGGUGAUUCAUGGAAGUGGGGUCUGUCGUGUAGUUGAUCCUGUCUCGGGUGAUGUUACCUUGAUCCAACUUGAGACCGGUAUGGUCUUCUGCAUUCCUCGCAACUCCCCACAUGCCUUUGAAACUGAGGAGAACGAGAAAUUGGAUGUGAUUGCUUUUCACCCUGACAGUGAUUUUGGCCCCACCCCAACGAAUCAUCCCAUGGUGAACCGCACAAUUGUGAACGGUGUGUCGGCCUCAUUGCUGCCAUCAAUUCAAACCAAAUCAGUCUAAGCGUUUUCGGGACCCGAACUAGUUAGAUGAAUUUAGAAACUCAAGGUAGCCUAUCGUUUAGGCUCGGCCGCACACUAGAUCGGCUACACUGUAGCCACUUUAGGUUAGAGUUGACUCUCACUCAACUGCACACCAGCCGCUCAUGUGGUACCAAUAGACGCCUCUUUUAGAACUUGCUCUACCCUCU
Molecule: messenger RNA, 5231 nt
Organism: Seminavis robusta
Lineage: Eukaryota; Bacillariophyta; Bacillariophyceae; Naviculales; Naviculaceae
Source: the annotation of a GenBank genome assembly